UCGAAACAUCUUCUGAUGCCGUUGUUGCCUUAUCCCGCCUCUCUAGGCUUCGAAGAGAAUUACGGCCCCUCAACGCUUCAGAAAAAAUAAUUUCUGCUACAUUGAAUCCGGAGGUAACUAGGUUAUCCAAUAAAGUUCAAAAGGAGCAUAGUGAGCAACGCGAAAAUGAAGGAAUAGAUUUUCCAGACCACUUCUCGUUAGAAUCGGUCAAGAAAAGAUUGGAUGAGUACGAUGUAUCUAAUAUACCUGACAAACAGGCCCUAGCCGAUAUAAUGAUAAUGCUCUGCAUUCAUCCUGCUGAAAUUAAAAACUUGCGUAUAUCUAAUGGGGCUGUAACUGGAUAUGCAAAAAACCGAGGUCAACAGGAUAUUUCUCGGGUGUUUAGAUCACUAGAAAAGAAUAGGGAGUGGGCUAAGCAACUCCUUACUUGGAUUCAGGAUAAUAUUUGUUUUGGACAGUUAAAGGACCCAGGAAAACUUGAAUCUACGUACUUAAGUACAUUUUUGAAAAAAGACGAAUUUAUUCCUGAAAGUGGUGAACCAUUACUUCCUAGCUCCUUAUGCAAAUUAGGGGCAGUAUUUGCUUCUGUAGCGCAUAGGCCUAAAAAUGCAUCAAAGGCUAGUACUUAUGCUAGUGAGGCAUUAAGGCAUAGUCCUGACAACCACACUUCUCCAUCUAAAAGAUAUACUAUAGUCAAUAUGUGGAAAAGAGGAGAACCAUAUAAUCAGGCAAGGCCAUUCUAUAAGCAAAAUGCGAAAGUGUAUAGUGUGCUUUCUAAAGAGAUUAAAGCGUUAGAUAAAAAACUGGAUGAUUAUCAUUCUGAAGAAACUGUGGUUAACUGUAUUAAGUCUUUUUCUGCGUCAACUAUUUUGAGACUGGGUGUGGAUGAUAUUGAUUAUGUAAAAGCUAAG
Molecule: messenger RNA, 911 nt
Organism: Dentiscutata erythropus
Lineage: Eukaryota; Fungi; Glomeromycota; Glomeromycetes; Diversisporales; Gigasporaceae
Source: the annotation of a GenBank genome assembly